AUGGCAGCAGGACGCUCCGCCGCCCUGAAACUCGACUGGACCAAAAUCUCCACCUCUCUCGGUCUCAAAGGCCAAACGGCAACCGCACUCCAAGCCUUCAAAAAGCGCAACGACGACGCGCGCCGCAAAGUCAACCUGCUGAGCUCGCAGCCCCAGUCCGUCGACUUCCAACACUACCGCGACACCCUGAACAACACGGCCGUGGUCGACGAGAUCGAAGGCCACGUCAAGGCGUUCAAGCCGGCUACGUACGAUGUGGGACGGCAGAUCAAGGCCAUCGAGGCGUUUGAGGUGCAGGCUGUGAAGAGCGCGGAGGAGACGAAGGGGAAGGUGGAUGGGGAAUUGAGGGACUUGGAGGCGACGUUGAAGAAUAUCGAAACCGCGAGACCGUUUGAGGAUUUGACUGUUGACGAAGUUGCGGCGGCACGCCCCGAUAUCGACACUCGAACAGAACAGCUUGUGUCGAAGGGGCGUUGGCACGUCCCCGGCUACAAGGAGAAAUUUGGGGAUCUCUCGGUGCUAUAG
Messenger RNA from Letharia columbiana, 525 nucleotides. RefSeq lists its product as uncharacterized. NCBI's taxonomy places the organism in Eukaryota, Fungi, Ascomycota, Lecanoromycetes, Lecanorales, Parmeliaceae. Bases 1 to 525 code for a protein of 174 amino acids. Gene Ontology annotation, biological process: proton motive force-driven ATP synthesis. The record is from RefSeq and is a predicted model, not a curated record. The transcript has 4 exons. Gene Ontology annotation, molecular function: proton transmembrane transporter activity.